CUGGGUCACGUGAUGAAUUAAUUGGGUCUGCAAGUGCGGAAGAAGCAAGUUCACAGUCACAAACGGGAUAUGAAGGAACCAGUGAUUAGCAGGGCUGAAGGAGCUAGACUAGGGCUUCAUCAUACAUUGUGAGGGGGGCAUAGGAAGCCGAAACACUCUGUACAGAUAUGAUGAAGGGGCAUCCAGAACACACUGUAUACAUAGGGUAAUGGGGCAUCCAGAACACACUGUAUACAUAGGGUAAAGGGGCAUCUAGGUACAUAUGUAGUGUUCUGUCACUGACAACAAUGUUUUUGUCUAUACACACAACCUUGGAUUGACUAUAGUAUUUUUAUCUACACAUUUAGUAAUUUAUUCACAUUUUAUAUGUAUGUUUUUUUAUACAGCACAGACAUAAUUUUAAGUUAGAGGAAUAGGAUGGGAAUUAACUUGUUUUAGUUGGUAUUUUAGAUAAAGGGAUAUUUUCCAAAACUGAUGUUUAAAUAGGGAAAUAUAUAUAUAUAGCUAAUUUAAGCUGUGGACUCGCCACGGAACCGAAAGUUGAACCGAGCAGAUGGUGAAACUAUUUAGUUUAUGACAUCCAAUAACUACAGAGCUUUACAGAACACAAGUAUGGAUGGAGAGAAAAGUCAUUGGCGGUUUGGAUCCUUGUCCCUACCAUCAAACUUCUCAGAUUGUCCCCCCAACAGCUCUCAGUGGAUCUGGAAUGUAUUUAGCGAAUGUGCAAAUGAAGGGCGAGAUGUGGCCAGCGUGGUUUUAGGACUGGUUUCCAUCCUUUGCUUCGUAGCCUCUUCCUUCCCACAGUACUAUAGGUCCUGUAAGACUGGAAAUAUGGACAAGGCACUUUCCAUCUGGUUCCUGAUGGGAUGGCUGGGCGGAGAUUCUUGUAACUUUGUGGGAGCCUUCCUAUCGCACCAGCUUCCCUUACAGACGUACACUGCUGUCUAUUACGUGCUGGCGGAUCUACUGAUGCUUUUCCUGUACGUGUAUUAUAAGUUUAGGAACCAGGGUCCAAAUUUGUCCACCCCAAUAAACGCUGUGUGUGGCUUUGUGGUCUUUGGUUCCGUAGCAGUGAUUUCUUCUCUCCAGAAGCCCGAGCACGAUCUAUCAUACUCUGCUGUUGGCAGACGGCACCUGCUUGCAGUUAACGAGUCAGGAGAGGAGCCAUUUACCACUCAAGACAUAAUCGGAUUUGUAAUCGGUUCCAUUUCGUCGGUAAUGUAUCUAUGUUCCAGGAUUCCUCAAAUCAUAACCAAUUUCAAGAGAAGAUCAACAGAAGGCCUGGCGCUGUCGCUGUUUUGCCUCGUUAUUCUCGGUAACCUGAUGUACGGGCUUAGCAUUCUCCUGAAGGCACCAGACAACGGGCAGUCAGAGAGCAAUUAUUUGUUGCAUCACCUGCCCUGGCUCGUCGGCAGUCUGGGUGUGAUGAGUCUGGAUGUUAUUAUCAUUUUUCAGUUUAUUCUCUACCAUAAGAAAAGUUCCAGCUCUUUGGACGAGACUACACCGAUUCUUGGUCAGCAGAGGAGCCCCAUCUAUACCUGAAAGUUAUUUUAUUAACAAAAAAGGGACCUAAAUAUGGACACGUGCCAAGUUGCACCCAGCCACAGCAUUACACAGAUAACCCUACACCCUCUCCUCUAUCUUAUUCAGCUCUCGGCUGCAGCACUUUUUUUAAAAAUAAUUUUUGUUUUAUAUAAAGCCAGAGAUGCUAUAUUUUUUAUCCCCAUCACUGUGAGAUCAACACAUUUUUACCCAGAAAAAUCAC
Molecule: messenger RNA, 1765 nt
Organism: Bombina bombina (fire-bellied toad)
Lineage: Eukaryota; Metazoa; Chordata; Amphibia; Anura; Bombinatoridae
Gene: SLC66A1
Product: solute carrier family 66 member 1
Exons: 8
Coding region: 574-1542 (322 amino acids)
Source: RefSeq, a predicted model, not a curated record